This is a messenger RNA of Tupaia belangeri chinensis (Chinese tree shrew), 3923 nucleotides long. It is a transcript of the gene RCBTB1, whose product is annotated as RCC1 and BTB domain containing protein 1. NCBI's taxonomy places the organism in Eukaryota, Metazoa, Chordata, Mammalia, Scandentia, Tupaiidae. The coding region runs from base 169 to 1764 and encodes 531 amino acids. The transcript is spliced from 12 exons. The record is from RefSeq and is a predicted model, not a curated record. Gene Ontology annotation, molecular function: protein binding.
UCCACACCGCGGAGCCAGCCUGGCGAGAGCAGCAGGAGCUGGAGUCCCCGGUGCCCCAGGGAGACAAAGCGGAACAGCAGACAGCGGGCAGCACGCCCCGCCGCGAUCCCCGGCAGCGCCUCGGCAGAGAUGUUGGCUCACUUGUAGGAAUUGUUUGAAGCCAGAGUCAUGGUGGAUGUAGGAAAGUGGCCCAUCUUCACUCUGCUCUCACCUCAGGAAGUUGCAUCUAUUCGGAAAGCAUGUGUCUUCGGCACCUCAGCCAACGAAGCACUGUACGUUACAGACAGCGACGAGGUCUUUGUCUUUGGACUGAACUAUAGUAACUGUCUAGGAACUGGAGAUAACCAGAGUACACUUGUACCCAAAAAGCUAGAAGCCUUAUGUGGAAAGAAGAUUAAAAGCCUUAGUUAUGGGAGUGGGCCACAUGUUCUUCUCAGCACUGAAGAUGGAGUGGUCUACGCCUGGGGCCACAAUGGGUAUAGCCAGCUUGGGAAUGGGACGACCAACCAAGGCAUUGCUCCCAUCCAAGUCUGUACCAAUCUGUUGAUCAAGCAAGUGGUCGAAGUGGCUUGUGGCUCACAUCACUCAAUGGCUCUGGCAGCUGAUGGAGAGGUAUUUGCUUGGGGCUAUAACAACUGUGGCCAAGUUGGAUCAGGAUCUACAGCCAAUCAACCAACUCCUCGGAAAGUUACGAACUGUUUACAUAUUAAGAGGGUGGUUGGAAUUGCCUGUGGUCAGACCUCAUCCAUGGCUGUUCUGGACAAUGGCGAGGUCUAUGGCUGGGGUUACAAUGGAAACGGUCAGCUGGGCUUGGGAAACAAUGGCAACCAGCUGACCCCGGUGAGAGUGGCCGCUUUACACAGCGUGUGUGUGAACCAGAUUGUCUGCGGCUAUGCACAUACUCUAGCACUAACAGAUGAGGGCUUGCUCUAUGCCUGGGGAGCUAACACAUAUGGGCAGCUGGGAACUGGCAAUAAAAAUAACCUGCUAAGCCCAGCACACAUCAUGGUGGAGAAAGAAAGGGUAGUAGAGAUCGCAGCCUGUCACUCUGCCCACACGUCUGCCGCCAAGACCCAGGGUGGGCACGUGUACAUGUGGGGCCAGUGCCGCGGCCAGUCGGUGAUCCUCCCGCACCUCACCCACUUCUCCUGCACCGACGAUGUGUUUGCCUGCUUUGCCACGCCUGCCGUCACCUGGCGCCUUCUGUCUGUAGAGCAUGAAGACUUCUUAACAGUUGCAGAGUCACUGAAGAAAGAAUUUGAUAGUCCAGAAACUGCUGAUCUGAAGUUUCGAAUUGAUGGGAAAUAUAUUCAUGUUCAUAAAGCUGUUUUGAAAAUCAGGUGUGAACACUUUCGAUCCAUGUUCCAGUCUUAUUGGAAUGAAGACAUGAAGGAGGUGAUAGAGAUAGACCAGUUUUCUUACCCAGUGUAUCGUGCCUUUCUCCAGUAUCUCUACACCGACACGGUUGACCUGCCACCCGAGGAUGCUAUAGGUCUUUUGGAUUUGGCGACGUCUUACUGUGAAAACCGACUGAAAAAGCUUUGUCAGCACAUUAUCAAGCGAGGAAUUACUGUGGAGAAUGCCUUUUCGUUAUUUUCUGCGGCAGUCAGAUACGAUGCGGAGGAUUUAGAAGAAUUCUGCUUUAAGUUUUGCAUCAAUCAUUUGACAGAAGUUACACAGACUGCAGCAUUUUGGCAAAUGGAUGGCCCUCUGCUAAAGGAAUUCAUUGCUAAAGCCAGUAAAUGUGGAGCCUUUAAGAACUGAAGGACAAGGCUGCGGGGUUUUGUGUGAGUUCGCUGGGGCACUUGGGGGUGAUGUGCCCGGUUUGUGCUCUACGGGUGAUGUAAUCUGCAGGUGAAACACCGUCAGGUCGUUAGUUCACGUCUGAGGCACAGUUCUCUGUAGGAAUACAUGUGGAUGUAAAGCUUUUCCUGAGCCCAUUUCAAACAACUCUUGUUCCCAGAUAGAUAUUAUAGACAUGGCCUUUCAAAUAUUUGGGCUGGAACAUUGUAAAAGGGAUAGGUGUAGCUGGUUUUGGUUUUGUUUUUAUUUUUGAUUAGAAGAACUUCUGAACUUGGAAAAGGGAAGUUGGCAACAACACUCCUGGGUCACAUAUAAGCAACUUUUGGAUACCAGCUGUUGUGUUAGUUUGUGAAUUAGGAGAUGAACCUAGAGGCCCCACCAGGAAUGAAGGAUUCUGCCCUCGGGGCUUGAUGAGAUGCUGCAUUAGUUCUGGAGCCGUAGUUCUGGAGCCUUACUGUGAAGGAAUAGUUACUGUUUGAGGCUUUUGUUCGUGUUCUUGAGCUGUUGAUGACUUUUUUUUUAACUUCAAAGUAUAUCAAAGUAAUACUCAGUUUAACAUGAGUUGAGACCUCGUGAAAUGAUAAUUAUGUAAAGAUAAAUUUCUGGGUUAGCCACCUUUUCUCUUGAGAUUUAAGUGCAUAAAGAAUAGUAAUUUAGAACUAUCCAUGAAAAGUUGAUGAAAGAGGCUUCAUUUGGGUAAAGGUAAAUGUUUUAUAAAUGAAAAUCUUCACACUUAUCUCUUGGUGUUUUAUUUCAUUAAAGGUAGAAUUUGAAAACUCAAGUUUAAAUUGUACCUCUCCCUUCCCCCUAUAAAUACUAACUCAUAAGAGGAAAAUAAUGACAUAUCUCUCGCCUUUCUAAAUUAUGGCUGUUAUAGCAUCAAAUGACUUGAAGAAGUGGUUUUUAAAACCAACUCUCUUACAGAAAUCAAUGGAAUUUGCUUUAUCUAUUUUACCUAGGCCAACAACCAUCACAAAUUUGCUUGUUAAAAAUAUUACCACCUACUACUUUUGAUUUUCCUAUCCUUUUGAUUGUAAUUUACACUGUUUAGUACAAUUGAAUUUUGAAAAGGGUCAAACAUAGGGUUUUUCGGACAAGGCCUAUUUAAAACUCAGUUGUCUCUCUCUCUCUCUUUUUUUGGUAAUUUGUGAUACAAGUGCUCAACUUUUAAUUUAAUCAUAUGUGUCCAUCGAGCAAAGCUCUGUUCCGUUCUGAUCUGUGAACCAUUUCCAUUUGUGUAAGCUCCCUCUGUGAAUUUUGUCUCCUACUUGAAAGGGCUGUCUUCUGAACUCAAAGCCUGCAUAUGUUCUCAGAGCCAAAUUAACAAGAGCACGAAGACAUGCUGCAGCUACUGUUUUUAGCAGUGUUUUGAAAUGUGUAUAUGGGGCCGGAGGGAGAAUGAGACCCCCAGAAUAGGAAUUCAUUGACAGAUAAAAUAUAGACAGACCAGAAGUCCCAGCCCUCUUUUAAUGACCACAUAACGAGUGAUUAAGGCCCAACGAAUUAGAAUUAGUUCUGCGCCAAGAUACAGUUUUCACUAGAUCGAUAUGUGCACAUGAUUUUGAUUAUUAGCUGUGAUGGGUAGUGUUUGUAACAAUCUCUGUUCUGUAGGCUUAUGAUAUGAACAAAAUGAGAACUACAGUAUGUUUACUACUGCUCUUACUUGAAAAACAAGGUCAAAAAAAGCACAAAUUAAAGUAGUAGAUCCAUACCCAUAGAUCAUUCAUUCAACAAAUAUUUACUGAGUUCCUAGUGUAGGUGAAAAACCACUUGUCAUAUUAGAUUACUGAGUCAUUUAUAUGAGUAUGUAUGGUAGUGAAGAGAACAAAAAUAUGUUCUUUAAAAAAAAGUACUUGAGGUUUUUUUUUUUUUUUUUAAUAUACACUCUUAUUUUUCUACUUGGUUUUGUUAUUAAUCAUAGCAGGAGAUGAAGAUUAUUCCUUGAGUUGAUUUUGUCAUCUGAUGUAAUAAUGGAAGCCAAAGUAUUCAUAUUUCUUAAAAUAGUCCUAAAUGUACUCUUGAACUUCUUAUUGGAACCAUGUUUGAUACUCUGGUAUACAGGCUGUAUUUAUGUAAUGUUUAGAAUGAUGUAUUAAUAAAUAAAAUAACCCUGUAAAACA